Onychostoma macrolepis is the source of this 1870-nucleotide messenger RNA. RefSeq names its product GID complex subunit 8 homolog a (S. cerevisiae) (gene gid8a). Bases 495 to 1184 code for a protein of 229 amino acids. Gene Ontology annotation, biological process: positive regulation of canonical Wnt signaling pathway; proteasome-mediated ubiquitin-dependent protein catabolic process. NCBI's taxonomy places the organism in Eukaryota, Metazoa, Chordata, Actinopteri, Cypriniformes, Cyprinidae. Gene Ontology annotation, molecular function: protein binding. Gene Ontology annotation, cellular component: nucleus; cytoplasm. The transcript has 5 exons. The record is from RefSeq and is a predicted model, not a curated record.
AACAAACAACAUGAAUAAACAACAGUUAAAUUUAAUAUAACGGGCUAUUAUUUUGUUUUUAUGCGUGGUCAUUUGCAAAUGUUAUUGUUAUAAAAUAGCUGAACAAGCCCGUCUGUAAGUCUCACGCGCUGCUGUGGUUCAUGCACUCGGAGCUUGUUUAUUUUCAUGCCUCCAUAAAAGCAAAACUAAUUAAUGCGAAUAAUAAUAAUUUUAAACCUGUCAAGUGCAUCAGUGUUACCGUUCCAAAUUCGUUCGUCGCGUAAGUUACUCUGUUGACUGGCCAGUGAACCGCUGGCUGCUCUGUUGUGCUGUCUAUGAGCAGAAACACCGCGAAAAUAUGAACGUGCACAGUGCAGUUCAUUCAUUUACCUUCAAACACCUACAUCGCAACCUUAGACUACUUAAAAGCGAAAACGGGUUUCUUUUUUGAUAACACGGACAGCCAGAAACGGACAUAAAACUACUUCUCUGAUAGUAGCAUUUAAAAUACAUCCAUGAUGAGUUAUUCAGAAAAGCCCGAGGAUAUUACAAAGGAGGAAUGGAUGGAUAAACUGAAUAAUGUGCACAUUCAGAGGGCAGAUAUGAACAGGCUCAUCAUGAACUAUCUAGUAACAGAGGGAUUUAAAGAGGCUGCAGAGAAGUUUCGUAUGGAAUCUGGGAUUGAGCCGAAUGUGGAUCUAGACUCUCUGGAUGAGAGGAUAAAGAUCAGGGAAAUGGUUUUGAAAGGUCAGAUCCAGGAAGCCAUUGCACUCAUUAACAGCCUCCACCCAGAGCUCCUUGACACCAAUCGAUACCUCUACUUUCACCUUCAGCAGCAGCAUCUGAUUGAGCUCAUCCGUCUGCGGGAGACUGAGGCGGCUCUGGAGUUUGCGCAGUCACAGCUGGCCGAACAGGGAGAGGAGAGCAGAGAAUGCCUUACUGAGAUGGAGCGAACCUUGGCACUGCUCGCCUUCGACAACCCUGAAGAAUCGCCGUUUGGAGACCUGCUCAACAUGAUGCAGAGGCAGAAGGUGUGGAGCGAGGUGAACCAGGCUGUUCUAGACUAUGAGAACAGGGAAUCUACUCCAAAGUUAGCAAAGCUGCUGAAGCUUUUACUGUGGGCUCAGAACGAACUGGACCAGAAAAAAGUGAAAUACUCCAGAAUGACAGACCUCAGCAAGGGCACCAUUGAGGACCCCAAGUAGAGACUGUAAUCCACAUGGACACAUUUGAUUUUUUUUUUUGGUCUUAUUUAUGAACAGUCAGUGACUGGAUGGCAAAUAUAAAUCUAUAUAUAAUAUUUUUUUUUCCCUUGAUGCCUCUAUAAAAAGUAACUUAAGCAACAGUAUAUGAUUUUAUUUCAAACAAAAUUAUACUGAUUGAAAACUGUAAACCUAAAUUUUUAUUGUAAUCUACCAUUUACUAUGCUGGUAGCCUAUUUUCUGAAGAACAUGGAAUAUUCCUAUGGUACUGUUUGUGCUCAUUUUCAGUCUGUCAUAUCUUAUGGUUUUUGUGAUUUUUAAUUUUAUUUAAUUUUAUAUAUUUUUUCAACUGCUUCACUGGUUUCACAUACACAUACAGUAAUAUGUCCUCAUGCUUAUAUUAGGCUGUUUUUUAGGGAAAUAUUAGCUCCUGGAUUGAAAGAAAAAGACUGAUAUAACCAUCUUGAUCAUGGAUCCAACAACUUCAUAUUUUAUUAAUGAGAAGCUACAGAUGCUGAUAAUGUCCCAUAAACAGUGUUGCGUUUUAGACCUUCAUUGUAUAAGCCAUUUUAAUUACAAAAUAACAAACAUUGUCCUUACAGACUUAAAGCCUUAUGUUUAUGAUUUUUGUCUUUCAUUUUUGUUCACAUUUUGUACUGCUUGUUUGGGAUAAAGUUGAUUUCACAGUA